UUGCUGGAUCGUCAAUCUUAAUAUUCCAUGUGUCACAAUGGCAACCAAUAGCUAGAGAGCAAAAGUCCAAGAAGAUACUUGUUUUAUUCAUAUAUAUACUUGGCAAAUCCAUCUCCAGUCAUCCUAGAAUGAUCCAGCAAGGCCACACCACACAUACAUUGAUAUCGAUCAUCUAAACCAAAGUCAUAGUCCACCACCACCACAAGAUGAUAAUCCCAACUCUCUCUGGCAACCAUUCCUUCCCCUCCUCCCACCGCCACAAUUCUCGUCUCUUAAGGCCUCGGCCUCCUUCCAUCCUCUGUGGCAAGAGGAGGAAAAGAAAGGAUCCAGCAUGGGAUGCGUGACCUCGAAGCGUGUUGAAGCGUCAGUGGCGGCCAAUGUCUACCGUCCGCCGCCAACCAGCAUCGCUCUAUUCGACAUCAGCACAAUCGAGGAGCCGUGGCUUAUCACCACCACCACCACCAAGGCCUUCGACGACGACGAGAGAGAGCAGAAGGAGAAAGAGAAGAAGCUCACUGCCGUGCCGCUCCCUCUGCUAGAAAAGCUCGAAUCCUAUGAGGUGGCUCCCAAAUCCUGGUCCGAGGUGAGCAAAGUUCUUGAAGACCUCAAACCCACGCUCAACUCCCAGCCUCCUGCUGCUGCAGCCAAGCCCCACCAUGCUCCUCCUCCGCCAGAUCCCAAGAAGCCGCCAUCAGCACCAUCAAAGAACAACUCCUUCCACACACUCGAAGAGCUCGAGAGCCACACGAAGAAGCCUUCGCCGCGGCCGUCCUCUCCUCCACGAGCGAGCUCGCCCUCCCGCCCGCCGCCGCCCGAGAUGGCUGGCUUCCGCUCCGUGAAAGAGAACAGCUUCAUCGUACGCGACAGAGAGGAGAGGCAGAGGCAGAAGGCCGGCGGGGACGUGGCUGCCAAAUUGCCGUGGUGGCGCCGCGACCCGCUCGAUGGGUACCCCGAGCGCUGCCCCCCUGGGAACGCCGACGGCGUCGUGCUCUACACCACGACGCUGAGAGGUGUCCGUCGGACGUUCGAGGACUGUGAGCAGGCGCGACGGGUACUCGAGGGCCAGGCGCUGGACUUCGGCGUGGCGGUCGACGAGCGAGACGUGUCGCUCCACGGGGAGUUCUUGAGGGAGGUCAGGGAGCUGGUGGGCGAGGAGCUGGCGGUGCCGCGGCUCUUCAUAAGGGGCAGGUACGUGGGCGGGGUGGACGAGGUGGUGGAGCUCAGCGAGACGGGGAAACUGAGGGAGAUGCUGCGGUGGGUGGCACGGAGGGUAGGAGACGGGUCGGGGAAGGGAGGGAAGAAAGACUGCGAGUGCUGCGGCGGGGCAAGGUUCAUUCCAUGUAUGGAGUGCAACGGGAGCUGCAAGGUGGUGGGGGAGGACGGGAAGAGCGUGGAGAGGUGUGAACAGUGCAACGAGAACGGGCUGAUGCUUUGCCCUCUCUGCCAUUAGAAGACGUCAAAGGUCGGAUGGAGAAUUGCAGCCCGCAGUUUGCUUAAUGUUACGCAAAUACCUGUGUUCGAUAAACAAGAGGGCACUCGAGGCAAUAUCAGCCGUUGUAUGAUAUACCACAUGAAUCACUAGCUUGUUACUAAUCUUUGAAAGCUAUGUUAAUCACCUCUUGGAAAAUGUUUUCUA
Molecule: messenger RNA, 1636 nt
Organism: Musa acuminata AAA Group (dessert banana)
Lineage: Eukaryota; Viridiplantae; Streptophyta; Magnoliopsida; Zingiberales; Musaceae
Exons: 1
Coding region: 332-1450 (372 amino acids)
Source: RefSeq, a predicted model, not a curated record